UUCUUCCCCUUUAAACUGCACUGAGCUGAGCUGAACCGCAAGGCGGCGCUGUUCAGCAGACGAGCUGUGCGGAACUUCAGCAGUAACAACAAUGGCGACCUGUGUGUGGAAGCCGUGUGAAGAAAGAGCCGAAACGGAGAAAGACGGCGCUGUUAUUGUCAAGUUUUCCAACGGACACGUGAAAAAUACUGACCAGCUGGACUUCAGGCUCUUCAAGCACGUCGAUGGAGUCAACCCGAGAAAGAAAAGCAGACGGAUUGUGGCUGCAGAGUCUGACAGGCUGACCUAUGUCGGAAGCAACUUUGGAUCGGGUUCCCUACAGUGCAACAACCUCUGCAGGUAUUUUGUGGGGGUUUUGGACAAACGAACCAUGGAGAUGAAAGUGCAAAGAGCCCAGAUUUUCAACCUGCAGCCCAGUAUACCAGGAGAAAUCGUAGUAAAUGAUGACAAAAAUGAGACCAAAUCCUACAGACAGAAGGUGGAUGAUCUCAUUGAGGCAUUUGGCACGACUAGACAGAAACGAGCUUUAAGCUCUAGACGACUGAACGAGGUCGGAAAUGAGACUCUGCAGAAGGCUGUGGACCGUGCCGCCGGCAAUGUGAUAGAUCAGAAAGGCCUGGAAGUGCUGCAGCAAGAGGUGGCAGAUUCGGAAGCUCAGACAGAAGUCGCUCUCUUCCUCCCACCUUUCAACAAGAAUGCGGAUAAGCGUGAAGACGUUUACCCCUUCAAUGGCCUUUUGUCUCCGGAUGAGUUGAAUGCACUUAAGCAGGUUGGGGAAAAGAUGGCUGGACUGACCUCAGAAGACCUUCUGAAAAUGAGAAAGGACAGCAGUCCAGAGACUGUGCUGAGGCUUUUGGAGUGCCUGCCCAAAGACCCUGAAGCUCGAAACAGACAGGCUUGCUGCACCUGGUACCUGCUGUUCCUCAUCAGACUUGCCCAGCAGAAGAAACUUUACUACAAGCUUGGGGAAGACGACUGUCCACGACUCAUCUACAAUAAAGUGCGGAAGAUCUUCACCGUGGAGACUUUUGCUAAAGGAAGAGUGAAAAGCACAGUGUCAGCUUCCAUGCAAGUAAAGUUAGCCUCCUAUUGCCUGGCUCUGCUGCUGCACGUGGGCGACCAGACGGCAAACCUCACACUCCUACACAGAGACCUGAAUAUUAGUGAAAGGAAGAUGCUGGAGGUGGCUAAGGCCAUGGGGCUUACGCUCUCCCGCCCACGGGAGGAACACAGAACGGCCUUUUUGGAGCUUCCACUGGUUCGCUACGAUCGCCACCCUGAAGAGAAGAAACGCAAGAAGAUGCAAUAAACUCUCAAUAGCAGUAGACUGUUUUGAAGUUGUGUUUAGUUUUGCAAUUAAAGGGACACUUCAACAGAACUACUCAUUUA
Messenger RNA from Colossoma macropomum (tambaqui), 1389 nucleotides. It is a transcript of the gene polr1e, whose product is annotated as RNA polymerase I subunit E. Gene Ontology annotation, cellular component: RNA polymerase I complex. Gene Ontology annotation, molecular function: DNA binding. Gene Ontology annotation, biological process: RNA polymerase I preinitiation complex assembly; transcription elongation by RNA polymerase I; nucleolar large rRNA transcription by RNA polymerase I. Lineage: Eukaryota; Metazoa; Chordata; Actinopteri; Characiformes; Serrasalmidae. The record is from RefSeq and is a predicted model, not a curated record. The coding region runs from base 92 to 1309 and encodes 405 amino acids. The transcript is spliced from 12 exons.